AUGAGCCGACUUCAUCUACUCCAAGGGGGAGUGCUAGCAGCUCUCCUUCUUGCCUCUCCUGCUCUAGCUCAUGGUGGCCAUGAGGCCGUCCCUGACGGUGCUGCCGUCUCCGGAGAUCCUAUUGACUCGACAUUAUGGAUACACAUGAUUCUUAUGGGACUUGCCUUUGGCAUUAUCUUUCCGUUGGGAAUGGUUCUCGGGAUCGUGCGCUCGCGCUGGCAUGUUCCUCUCCAGGUUGUCGGAACGAUUAUCGCUGUCCUGGCUUACUUUCUCGGUCACGCCCACAAGGGUCGACAGUUUUCCAAGAACGUCCACGCGUCCUUCGCAAACUCCUUGAUGCUCAUGUUGGUGGUGCAGGUAGUGCUGGGUGUUUAUCUCAAGUUGCAUCUGUCCAAGGGAAUUCAUGGGCGUAUUCGUCGGUUCUUUGUCGUCGCCCACGGCGUCGUCGGUAAGGUGAUGCCUGUUGUGAGCUGGGCGCAGAUGCUGUUUGGAGGUAUUACGGCCAUGGGUUACUGUCGCGAUGACCAUCUUGGACAGUGUCUAGCUCACUUCAUCAUGGGAAGUGCCUUUAUCGCCUACGGCAUCAUGCUCACCAUUCUCCUUCUCGUCGGUCAGUACUGGAUGCGUCGCAGCGGCCGCAGCCAGGAAUUUUUCGAUUCCCUCAUCAUCGCCGCGUGGGGUUGUGUCAACACCUUCACGGAACAUCGCUGGGGACAGCCUUGGGCCCACAAUGAUCUGCAGCACACGACAAUGGGUAUUAUCUGGUGGUGCGCCGGUCUCUUGGGUAUCUGGAUGAGCAGAAAACGCAACGGCCAGCCUAAGCGGAAUCUGAUCCCCGCUAUUGUCAUUCUGUUUACUGGUUAUGCCAUGUCUGCCCAUCCCCAGACACUGAUGAUCAGCACCAUGAUCCACAGCAUCUUUGGAUAUACAUUAAUGGCUGCCGGUUUCACGAGAAUCAUCGAAAUUUCCUUUGUCUUGAAGGAUCGCGCCACUGUCAGUAUGGACGGUUCUGACCCGAACAGCUUCCAGUAUCUGCCACCUUUUCUCCUCUACGCCUCUGGCUUUCUCUUCAUGGGUGCUACGGAGGAACAGAUGCAGCUUCUCCACGACGCUGGAAUCACGCACGUAUCCUACGUUCUGAUUCUGUACAGUAUCGCUUUUAUCCUUUUCCUCUUUGUCAACGUGCUCCUCCACAUCUACGCUGUUCACGCCUGGCCCGAAUCUGCCAAGGUGCAGCCAAACUCCCACUCGAGCAACAACGAUGCCGGCGAAAGCGGCCAGGGUCCAUCUCGCUUCAUGAACGGACACGCGCGGUCUGCGUCUGAGAAUCGUCAAAUCCACGACGCUGAGGCGUUCGAGCUUCAGGGGCUCAUUUCAGACGAGGAAGAAGAGGGCCCAUCUUCAGGUCAGAAUGGCCAUUCCAAAGGCCCUCGCAGGACUGAAGAUGAAGAGAGCUCUCUUGUUGGGAAGGAGACAACGCACGACUAA
Aspergillus wentii DTO 134E9 is the source of this 1488-nucleotide messenger RNA. Its product is annotated as Ytp1 family protein. NCBI's taxonomy places the organism in Eukaryota, Fungi, Ascomycota, Eurotiomycetes, Eurotiales, Aspergillaceae. The transcript is spliced from 5 exons. The coding region runs from base 1 to 1488 and encodes 495 amino acids. The record is from RefSeq and is a predicted model, not a curated record.